CCAAGCUGUAGAUCCGAACCAAGAGCACCUGGGAAUAAGGCAGCCCCAGCGGGCCACCCCGGGGGCUUCUGGCGACGCUCUUCCGCGCUCGCCCGGGGUGGCUUCCGGGAAGGGCGCCCGCGCUGGCCGGGAGCCGCGUCCCAGCGGAGAGGCGGAAAUGUAAUAAGAGAACUUCACAGGCAUGGGAUCUUCUGAGCAGAACAAACACUAGUUAAGAUACCACACAAUUCUGUAAAUACUGAGUGUUUUAAGGGUGUAAAUCUAUAUUGUGCUCUGAAUCGAUGGACUGAGAAGUGGACAUGGUCCUUGGCCUCAAGGUCAUAACCAUCUGGUCAUGGAAAAUGACACAAGCACACAAAUACUUAAAGCUCUUCAAAAGAGGUAGAAUCAGCCAUUGCUGCAGGGAGCCCUGCCUGGUUCCAUUUAGUGGGAAGAGAUGAGAAAUCAAGAUCCGGUAUAUGAACUGGGGAGGAUUUGUGAAAACUCCAGUAAUUAGGAAUCAUGGCGGACAGUGGAGAUAACAAAAGCCAAGUUCAUGAGGAGCUUCGGUUAGAUGAAGAAUUUAUGAAAGUUGAACAGAGAGAGAGAUUGAUUGAUAAAAUUGCAAAGGAAAAUAUUCAGUUAAAGGAGGAGAUCCAAAGGCUUGAGGCUGAGUUACAAGAGACCACCAGAAACUCCCAGAUUAAAGAGGAUAUUCCAGCAGCAGAGAUGAAAUUCACAUCUUUAGAGAAUCCUGAGAAUGACAGCCAGUGUUUAAAUAUCUCCUGUUCAUUUCAUGUGAGCUCGCAAGUUUCUUAUGAGCUACAGAAAGGACAAGCACUUAUCACCUUUGAAAAAGAAGAAGUUGCCCAGAAUGUCAUCAGAAUGGGGAAACAUCAUGUGCAGAUAGAGGAUAUAGAUGUGGAGGUUAUGGCCAAACCAGUUCCAUUAAAUUCAGGAGUCAGAUUCCAGGCUCUCGUAGAAGUGUCUAAGGUGAAGAUCAAUGUUACUGAAAUUCCCGAUGAAUUGCCAGAAGAUCAGAUGAGAGACAAGCUAGAACUGAGCUUUUCUAAGUCUCGAAACGGCGGUGGGGAAGUGCUGUGCGUGCAGUAUGACAAGCAGUCCCAGAGUGCUGUGAUCACGUUUUUGGAAACUGGAGUUGCUGACAAGAUUUUGAAAAAGAAAGAAUAUCCGCUUUGUAUAAAUCAAAACUGCUAUAAGGUUAUUGUUUCUCCAUACAUAGAAACAGACUUGAAAAAUUUUCAGGCAUUUUCAGGAAUAUCUACGAGGACAGUGCUUCUCACUGGCAUGGAAAAUCUUCAGAUGAUGGAGGAAGAAAUUUUAGAGGAUUUAGUUAACAUUUACUUUCAACGGGAGUCAAAUGGAGGUGGAGAAGUAGAAGUGGUCAAAUGUUGUCUAGAUCAACCUUGCAUGGCAUACUUUGAAGAAUAGAGGCAUGGAAUUAGAUGAAUAUUAGAGCUGCUGAGUCCAAAGCACCAUCAAUGCGUGACAAAAAUGAAUAUCCCUUUCCUUUGAAAAAUGAAAACUUUAAUUCUUUAAAAAAAUUUUUUUAAUGUUUACUUUUGAGAGACAGAGAAAGA
Molecule: messenger RNA, 1580 nt
Organism: Suricata suricatta (meerkat)
Lineage: Eukaryota; Metazoa; Chordata; Mammalia; Carnivora; Herpestidae
Gene: NMI
Product: N-myc and STAT interactor
Exons: 11
Coding region: 502-1431 (309 amino acids)
Cellular component (GO): cytoplasm
Source: RefSeq, a predicted model, not a curated record